Messenger RNA from Didymodactylos carnosus, 1122 nucleotides. Lineage: Eukaryota; Metazoa; Rotifera; Eurotatoria; Philodinida; Philodinidae. The record is from the annotation of a GenBank genome assembly.
AUGUGGAAUCAACAAGGUAAUCAGCAACGUCAAGCAGGACCAGGAGCUCCUGGUUCGUCUGCAUCUCAGCAGCCGUACGGUGCAAAUACGAGCGGUUAUCCACCUCAGUCAGGAUAUCCUCCGCAGCAACCAGGCGGCUAUCCUCAGCAGCCAGGUGGCUAUCCUCAGCAGCCAGGUGGCUAUCCUCAGCAACGAGGGCCGUAUCCAUCGAGUCAAUCAGGUGUAAAUAAUUCUCAAGGCUACCCUUCUCAAGCUGGUUAUCCGCCUCCUUCUGGUCCUCAAACUUCAUAUGGCACCGGUGCUAGUGGUCCAUAUCCUUCAUCAAGUAGUUCUGGUCAAUAUCCUUCUCAAGGACAACAACAAUCAGCAUACGGUUCUUAUAAUCCACAACAGCCACAGGGAUAUGCCGGUGGUUCAGCAAUGUCAAAUGAUGUGCGUAUGCAAAAGUUGAGUAAUAUUAUCAUGAAAUAUGAAAUUAAUCAACAAUUUGCAUCAAGAAUAAAGUCUUUGGAAGGAUUUGAAAUUGUUUUAUUGUGUGAUGACAGUGGUUCAAUGAAUACUCCACUGGGAAAUAGUAAUCAAACGAGAUGGGACGAAUUAAAAACAUUGGUUAAUAUUAUUGUUGAUAUUUGUGCCGUAAUGGACUCUAACGGUGUUGAUAUUUUCUUUCUUAAUCGAAAACCGUCAUUGAAUGUUACUGACACAACUCAGGUACAUCAAGAAUUUAGCAAUCGUCCACAAGGGCUAACGCCAAUUGUACCUGUUCUUCGACAUAUUCUUCAAGGAAAACGAACCCAAAGUAUGGAAAAAAAAUUAUUAAUAUUAAUUGCUACUGACGGCGCACCAACAAAUGAAAGUGGACAAGUAGACAUUGGAGCAUUAGAACAUUUAUUGCGAACUGAAAGAACUCCACAGACGUAUGUUACGUUUUUAGCUUGUACUGAUGAUAAUGAUUCAAUUGGCUAUUUGAGCGGCUGGGAUAAGAAUAUACCGAAUUUAGACGUUAUAGAUGAUUAUCGAAGUGAAAAAUUGGAAAUACAACAAAAGCGUGGACCGAAUUUUCCAUUUUCCUAUGGUGAUUAUAUUGUUAAAUCAUUACUAGGAUCAAUCGAUCCAUGGUAA